This is a messenger RNA of Pochonia chlamydosporia 170, 2349 nucleotides long. RefSeq names its product microtubule binding protein HOOK3. The transcript has 6 exons. NCBI's taxonomy places the organism in Eukaryota, Fungi, Ascomycota, Sordariomycetes, Hypocreales, Clavicipitaceae. The coding region runs from base 1 to 2349 and encodes 782 amino acids. Gene Ontology annotation, cellular component: cytoplasm; centrosome. The record is from RefSeq and is a predicted model, not a curated record. Gene Ontology annotation, biological process: cytoskeleton-dependent intracellular transport; cytoplasmic microtubule organization. Gene Ontology annotation, molecular function: microtubule binding; dynein light intermediate chain binding.
AUGGCUCCUCCGGCGGCAUCCAAAGCGAUGCCAAAUUAUACACCCAGCGCGCAGACUGCUCUUUUGAAGUCGGCAAAUCGCGUGUUCGACUUGGACCACGCCGCUGAAUCCCUCGACGAAUUGACAAAUGGCAUAGCGCUUGCCCACAUCCUUCACGAAUUGGACUCCGAAUUCGAUCCAUCGCAUCUUGAGUCAAUUCAUGGGACGUCGAAGUAUUUGACAAACAAGCGAAACAUCCAGGCAGUUUACAAGGGCCUCUUCAGAUUCAUCCGCCGACAAGUUCCUGAGCUCAGCUGCCAAGCAAAGAAAUUUGACUAUCAUGCUGUGGCAGAAAAUCCCGACUCCCAGGGUAUCAGCCAGUUACUUGCGGUCAUGGUCUCUGCUGCUGCCUUGGGCCCCGACAACGGCAAGUAUGUCCCAAGAAUACAACACGGCCUCGACCGUGAGAAUCAGGCCGAAAUUAUGCAGAUCAUACGCGCUAUGCAGCAAGAUGUUGCCAAUUACAAGGACGAUGAUGACUUGGACGAAGCUAUUGAUGCUGUUAUGGAGGCAAGAGAUAUUGAUCUUCUGGUGGAAGAACAAAACGCCGCCCUUCGUCAACAGCUUGAAAGCACCAAGAAAAAUCUUUCGGAUUACAUUACCCGCUUGGAAUAUCUCCAGCAAAGUCAUGAAGAGCUGAAAUACGAAAAAGAAAAGAACGAUCGUGAGCUUGAGGUCUUGCGGAAAGCUACACAAGACGGUGCCAAUAGUGCAGAAGCUAUCAAACUGCUUGAGGCACAGGUGCAUGAACAAAUGGAAAUUAUAACAAGGAAUGAAGAAACCAUUCGCAACCACGAUCGCGUUAAAUCACAUCUAGAAGGCGAGGUCCAGAGGUUAAAUCAAAAGAGCAUCCAAGCGGAUGAACUCAGGGACCAGGUUGCAGAGUGGAGACACAAGGCUGAGGAGUUUGAAAAGAAAGCCAAUACAGCCGAGAGGUAUAAACAGAAACUGGAAUCUCAGCAGCACCUUGCCAAAGAGGUGCAGAAUUUGCAAUACGAGAAGGCAGAGCUCCAAGAGCAACUGCGUUCCCUUGUGAAUGACAGGGAAAGGAACGAUAGAACCCGAAAGGCCGAAGAUGAACUCACUAAAAUGAUUACACAGUCUGAGCAACACUUAUGGGAUGAGCGUAAUCAAAAAAACCAGUUGAUCAAGGAUGUUGCUACUCUAGAGGAAGAGUUGGCUAGACUGAAAGCUCAGAGAACACACGAUGAAAGGUUCAUCCAGGACUUGCAGGAACAGUUGCAACAAGGGCCAGACGGCGCCACGCAAGCUAGCAACAUGGGGACGACAACUGGUGCAUUCAAUCUGGAGGAUGAGCUAAACAACGCAGCCGAUGAAGACAGACAGACGAACCUUCCCCUACAACUAUCACGGUUCAAGGCCGAAAAUGAGCUCCUAAGACGAACCCUCGGGUCAACAGGUGACGCUGCCCUCCUCAGACGUGAGCUUGAAGAGCAACGCAGGCAGCGGGAUCGUCUGCAACAGAAUUAUAAUGAUAUCUUCGAAAAGCACACAAUAAACCAAGAACAAAUUACAGCAUUGACGAAUGACUCCACUGAUGAGGGGUCCCAAGCUUUUAUUGCCUUGCGCACUCAGCUUAUUGGGUCGCAGAGUGAACUUGAUGCGACGAGGAAACGGGCCGCUGAAUUGCAAACUCAGAUUUCAGAUACCGAUCGAGAGCUUCUUGCUGCUAAAGCAAGAGUCUCCGCCGCAGAGAAAGGCGGAGUUGAGGCAAUUGAUGAGCUGAAGAGCACCGACAAACUAAUAUCCGAAUCUCUCAAAGCAGAACUAGACAGGCUAAGAGAAGAUUAUAAUUUUGCCGUCAGUGAACGAGACGCUCAAAAGUCCCAGCUGAUUGAAGCACUCCUUGCCAAAGACAAGCUCAGAAAGGAAGUCGAGGAUACAAAAGAGUUGCAGGAGAGCUCAACAGCUGGGCCACCGGAUACAGAUGUGUCGGACGCGAUGAAGAAGUCCACUGAAAAGAUAGAAAAACUGCGUACACGCCUCAAGGAACGCAAACUGCAACUCGAGCAGUCAGAGCAAGAGAAGCUCGAUCUGCAAAAUCGCCUUAAAUCUGCACCAGGUGGUGAGAGUUCCGCCGCCCAAAGGGUUGCUGCCGAUCAACUUAUCAAGAACCUUCAGAGGGAAAAUGCCCUCAUUGCGACAGCAUGGUAUGAUCUCACAAGUAGAUUACAGAGCAAUCACGUCGUGCUUCAGCGUCGGCCUGAUGCCCCACGUAGCUGGCUGAACAAGCAGAGGCAGAUGGUCAAUGGUCAGUUGCGCCAACGCGACUUGCUCUACCUCUACUGA